This is a messenger RNA of Gymnodraco acuticeps, 4025 nucleotides long. It is a transcript of the gene mmp2, whose product is annotated as matrix metallopeptidase 2. The coding region runs from base 149 to 2122 and encodes 657 amino acids. The record is from RefSeq and is a predicted model, not a curated record. Gene Ontology annotation, biological process: collagen catabolic process; proteolysis; response to hypoxia. The transcript has 13 exons. Gene Ontology annotation, cellular component: extracellular matrix. Gene Ontology annotation, molecular function: metalloendopeptidase activity; zinc ion binding. Lineage: Eukaryota; Metazoa; Chordata; Actinopteri; Perciformes; Bathydraconidae.
AACUGAGAAAGUUCAUAGAGCCGAGGUGCAGGAUGUCCCGUUGAGGAGAAAAAAGCCCUGCAGAGGAGCAGAAGCAACACAAGCUGAAGGGGGAAAGGAGUGCAACUCAGAGCGAACGGCCUUUACCAAAGCUUGUUUUUUUGUGAAAAUGGGCUCUUCGAUGAUAUUCAGCUGUCGUCGGAUUGUUCUCAAAGUGUUUUUGUUUCAGUUCAUGGCUUUUCAAUCAACAUAUGCUGCCCCUUCGCCUAUUAUCAGGUUUCCAGGAGACGAUACUCCCAGAACAGACAAAGAAGUUGCUCUGCACUAUCUGAAUAAGUUUUAUGGAUGCCCACAAGACAGAUGUAACCUCAUGGUGCUCAAGGACACCCUGAAGAAAAUGCAAAAGUUCUUCUCUCUGCAAGAAACUGGAGAGAUUGACCCCAAAACUGUGGAUAUCAUGAAAAAGCCCCGCUGUGGCGUCCCAGAUGUGGCCAAUUACCAAUUCUUCCACAGGAAACCCAUGUGGCAGAAAAAAGACAUUACUUACAGAAUCCUUGGAUACAGCCCCGACCUGGACGAGGGAGUCAUUAAUGAUGCUUUCUUCAGAGCCUUCAAAGUGUGGAGCGACGUCACCCCACUCACAUUCGAACGCUUAAUGGACGGAGAGGCUGACAUCAUGAUUAAUUUUGGCCGCAAUGAGCAUGGAGACGGUUACCCUUUCGACGGCAAAGACGGCCUCUUGGCUCAUGCCUUUGCUCCGGGACCAGGAAUUGGCGGAGACUCUCACUUUGAUGAUGAUGAGCAGUGGUCGCUGGGAGAUGGCCAAGUGGUGAAGGUGAAGUUCGGCAAUGCUGAUGGGGAGUUCUGUAAAUUCCCCUUCAUGUUCAUGGGCACUGAAUACAAAACCUGCACAGCUCAGGGUCGAGACGACGGCUUCCUGUGGUGCUCCACCACUUACAACUUUGAAGAAGAUGGCAAAUAUGGCUUCUGCCCUCAUGAACUACUAUUCACCAUUGCUGGAAACGCAGAGGGCGCUGCAUGUAAAUUCCCCUUCAUCUUUCAGGGAGAAAAGUAUGAUUCAUGCACGACUGAAGGCAGGGAUGAUGGUUACCGCUGGUGUGCCACCACUGACAACUUUGAUGUGGACACGUCCUUCGGGUUCUGCCCUGAGACUGCCAUGUCCACUGUUGGAGGAAAUUCAGAGGGAAGCCCCUGCAUCUUCCCUUUCACUUUCUUGGGUGACACCUAUGAGGCCUGUACCUCAUCUGGGCGCAGUGAUGGCAAGAUGUGGUGCUCCUCCACCAAGAGCUACGAUGAUGACCGCAAAUGGGGUUUCUGUCCUGACCAAGGCUACAGUUUGUUCCUGGUGGCCGCUCAUGAGUUUGGUCAUGCCCUUGGCUUGGAGCACUCUCAGGACCCCGGAGCAUUGAUGGCCCCCGUCUACACUUACACUAAAGACUUCAGACUUUCUAAUGAUGACAUCAACGGCAUCCAGGAGCUUUACGGUGCGUCGACAGACAAGCCUUUGUCUCCCACCCAGGGUCCAGUCACUCCAAUGGACAUCUGUAAAGAGCCAGUUGUCUUUGAUGCUGUAGCACAAAUCAGAGGAGAGACCUUCUUCUUCAAGGACAGGUUCCUGUUCAGGUCAGUAAACUUCAGAAGCAAACCCACCGGCCCGAUGCUCGUGGCCACCUACUGGUCGGACCUGCCUAUCAAGAUAGACGCUGCAUAUGAAAACCCAGUGGAGGAAAACACAGUGUUCUUCGCAGGUAAUGAGGUGUGGGUCUACAAAGCAGACGCGCUGCAGUCAGGCUAUCCCAAGAGGCUCUCCAGCUUCGGACUUCCCACUGACCUGGAGAAAAUUGACUCUGUCUUCAACUUCAGGAAGAACAGGAAGACUUACAUGUUUGCUGGGGACCAAUUCUGGAGAUACAAUGAAGAUACAAAGACAAUGGACGCUGGCUUCCCAAAACUUAUUGCUGAUUCUUGGAAUGGUCUCCCAGAUGACAUCGACUCUUCCUUCAGUCUUAAUGGCAUUGAUUACAGCUACUUCUUCAAAGGCAACCACUAUUUCAAACUGGAAGACAGCAGCUUGAAGAUCGUCAAGUUGGGUGAAAUCACAAAGGACUGGCUCGGCUGUUGAGCAUUUUCCAAAGAGUCUCACAACUAGUUAAAUCAUGUAAUGACAUCUGGCCUCAUAAGGACAUUGCCAUAAUAACGCACACAACUUGAGGUGGCCGCAGUGCACACGUUUUUAUUCUGGCAACUCUGCACGCUUCUGUGGGAGACAUGCCCCUUCCAGCCUGUAUAACCAGCCUCCUGCUUUGUAGACAGGCACCUCGGGACCUUCUGCACAGGCAACAUAUGCAACUGGAUAUAAUACUGUUUGAUGUUGACAUUUUGUUUUAUAUGCUGAUGCAGAUUUAUUACAAUAUGUACUCCCCAUUUGAUUGUUUUAUAGCUUUUGUAUUUGUUUUUUAAAAACUCCGACAUCAGGUAUGUCAACACUGCCUUGAACGCAGUGCUAUACUGUGCUGUGAGAUAUUGCCGUUGUUAUGCAAAUGUAAUUCUGGAACGCUGUUUGACCCCAUAUGAAGAAUUGAUGUUGGCUUUGAAUCACUUUUACUAUGUCCAGUUUACUAAGUGCAGUUUUAUAAAUGUAUGACUUUUAUUUGAUUUUCUCAUUGUUGUUUAAUACAUUUGAAAAAAAAUGAAUUUGCACAAUGUGUUUGACCGAAGAUGGUGCUUUAGAGAUAGUUUUUUGCAUAUAGUCCUAUAUAUAUACAUUUUAUAUUCUCUGUGCUUAUGUCUGACUACUUAGCAUUCUCUGGAUGUCAGAAAGUCGUAUUCACAGGCACACAUUAUUCUCCAUUUGGUUAGCACUUUGUAUAGGACUGUAAAGGGACUGCUCAACCGCAUUUCCCUACACUAAUGGUACAGGGAGAUUAAGGGCACAGGAUGCCCGUAGAGUCUGUAUUAGUUCGCUGCAUGAUGGAAUCAUGACAAGUACUGAGUAGUAUUGUUUAAUAAUCUCUUUGGUAACACUUUAUUUUGAUAGUCCAUAGUUAACACUCUACAAGUCAUCAGUUGACAUUCAACAACACUGUUUCAACAGACAAGUAACAUGCAUUUAACUAACUGCCAGUAGAAUAUAAGGUACAUCUCAAGUGUUGAUCAGAUUUUACAAAAAGUGUGUGUUGACUGUCAACAGGUUUUUUGCAACAGGUUAUUAACCGAUAUUCAACCUUACUAUCUGUAGAUUGUGAGUUCUUGUGAAAAACCUUUUUUUCUCAAGUGAAUGCAUUAGGCUUCUGUAUUUAUCUUAUAUAUUAGUCAAAUAAAACAGGAACAGGUGUUUAUAACUCAAACAUUACAUACAUAAUGAAUACAUAAAGUUUGUGAUCAGUUGUGCCAAACAUCUCGCUGUAUUCCCAUGUCUGUUGCAUAUCAUUAGUGGAUGAAUGUGUUCUGUUGAUAGGUUAUAGACUUUCUACUGUUCUCAACUGUUUUUCACUUUAAUUGGAUAGUCCUAACACAUGCCUACAAACGCUUAGUGGAGAAUGCCUACUAAAAGUAUACUGAUAGUCAACUCUAGAUUAGUUGACGAUCAACAGAUAGUCAACUAAACUCUAAAGUUGCUUAUCUGUUGAUCACCAACUAAUGCUUAAUGUAAUCUUUAGUUGACAUCUUGACUCAACAGAUUAUCAACAGAUAGUCAACAUGACCCUGUUGACUUUCAACUGACAGAUUGAUUUUGAGUAGUUGAUUGUCCAUUUUGAAGAUGUUGACACAAUAUACAGAUAGUAAGGUUGAAUAUUGGUUAAUACGCUGUUGACAUGCUACUAAAUGUCAACUGAUGAGAGUGUUAAAUAUGGACUAUCAAAAUAAAGUGUUACCAUCUAUUUUUUUAUAUUCUGUUUUUCUCUUGGGUUUUAAAAAUACCGUUGUGUUUUGUGUUGUUGUUAUGCUUGUGCACUUUGUUACUGUCAUCAAUAAAGAUGGUCAAUAUAAUGUGGAUCAGUGAUAAACAAAGGAACAACAUCCUA